Molecule: messenger RNA, 322 nt
Organism: Rubroshorea leprosula
Lineage: Eukaryota; Viridiplantae; Streptophyta; Magnoliopsida; Malvales; Dipterocarpaceae
Source: the annotation of a GenBank genome assembly
AUCCAAAUAUUAACAAUAUCAAGGUGGGAGGGGAGAAACAGGAGAAGAAAGCAGGAGGAAGGAAGAUAUGGGUUCGUGUCCUCCCUUUGACUUUUCUGCAAAGUAUUACCAUGUUUCAGAUGGCGGCAGCGGCUGUGUCCGGCAGAGCAACUUCUUUGAGGGUAAACCGGUGCUCAAUCAAGGCGUCGGUUACUCUGUUAUUCUCGGCUUUGGUGCCUUCUUCGCCGUCUUCACUUCCUUCCUCGUUUGGUUAGAGAAGCGAUAUGUUGGUUCCCGCCAUACAUCGGAAUGGUUCAACACCGCCGGCCGGAAUGUCAAAACA